Diaporthe batatas is the source of this 2476-nucleotide messenger RNA. RefSeq lists its product as uncharacterized. Gene Ontology annotation, biological process: amino acid transmembrane transport. Gene Ontology annotation, cellular component: membrane. Gene Ontology annotation, molecular function: amino acid transmembrane transporter activity. The record is from RefSeq and is a predicted model, not a curated record. The transcript is spliced from 3 exons. NCBI's taxonomy places the organism in Eukaryota, Fungi, Ascomycota, Sordariomycetes, Diaporthales, Diaporthaceae. The coding region runs from base 699 to 2267 and encodes 522 amino acids.
GCUGUUCAGAAUCACACCACGACAGCAGGUGCUAAUAAAGCAUAGACAACCACCUGGGCACUUAUAACCAGUUACAAAAAUUAUAAGACCCCACUUGGCAGCCCAGUUUCUAUGCGUACAACAUUUUGCAAAUAUCUCGAUAGAUCAUCUAGAUUAUUACCUUUGCUAAACCCCCCAUUCGCCCUCGGACCUGCUCGGCCUGGCCCAAGUGCCAGUCUAACGAGCCCCAGCUUCACGCUCCGUAUCCACAAAGUCCACUUGCACGCGCAGCCACCACCCGCAGAGCGCCUGGGAAAAAGCUCUGUUAUUGCCUGCCACUCGCUCCUGCCCUUAUAUAUAGCUGCCACCACACUGCCUGGUCCAUCCUUGGCCAUCGGUUGUGCCUCGUUGUUGCUGCUCCCUCGUCCUGUCGUCCAAGUGUUGCCGUGUUGCCCUUCACCACCUCUGGUCGACGCCGCUCCCCCUAAAGACACCUUCUGGCGGUAGCUUUGGCUCGAACUCACCCGGGCCACACAUUGUCGGAAUUGGUUCUCCACCGGAUCCCACAGGACAGAAAAGGCCCAGUAUCAACGUCAUCCUCGUGACUCACCUGGUCACGUUUAUUUGGGCGCCGGAUUCCCACUCUUCCAGCAGGGCACUGUUUCCGCACCCCUCCCACGAUUCCCGUCCGCACACCAGACACGAGCAACGAGCCCAGCAUGUCCAAAACCGACGCCAUAGUCGCCUCGGGCCGGGGCGAUGCCAGCCCCGACAUGGAGAAGCAGUCCAUCACCGAGGCCUCUACUCAUGAGCUCAAGCGGGAGAUGUCAGGUCGUCACCUGCAAUUCAUCGCCAUCGGAGGUGCCGUGGGAACCGGCUUGUUCAUCGGAAGCGGCGCAUCUCUGGCGACAGCGGGUCCCGUGGGCUGUCUGAUCUCUUAUAUCGUCGUUGGGACCAUCCUGUACUCGGUCAUGACCAGCCUGGGUGAGAUGGCGACGUAUAUCCCGACUGCUGGCUCAUUCACAUCGUACAGCGCGCGCUUUGUCGACCCGGCUCUGGGCUUUGCCAUGGGUUGGCUCUACUGGUUCAGCUGGGCCAUUACGUGGGCUCUCGAGUUGACCGCCGCUGGCAUGAUCAUUCAGUACUGGAACAGCAGCAUCAACAUUGGCAUCUGGAUAGCCAUCUUCUGGGUCAUGUUUACCGCAAUCAACUUCAUUCCCGUCAAGUGGUACGGCGAGAUGGAGUACUGGUUCGUCUCGAUCAAGGUCAUCACUAUCCUCGGUUUCUUGAUUUUCGCGAUCUGCAUCAAUGCAGGCGCAAGCCCCCAAGGAUAUCUAGGCUUCACCUACUGGAAGAGACCCGGCGCGUUCGCCUCGUACAGCGAAGACAUGGCUCCUAACACCGGCAAGUUCGUGUCAUUCUGGAGCGUCCUCGUCACGGCGGCUUUCUCGUACCAGGGUGCAGAGCUCGUUGGCGUUGGUGCAGGAGAGGCCCGCAACCCGCACAAGACGGUCCCGAUUGCAAUCCGGAACACUUUCUGGGGCAUUCUGUUCCUGUUUGUGUCUACCAUCUUCUUCCUUGGGAUCCUCGUUCCGUACGAUAACCCGGAGCUCACCAACGGCAGCACCAGCGCCGCCGGCUCCCCCCUGGUUAUCGCAGCCAAUCUCGCCUCGGUCCGCGUCCUCCCCGACAUCAUCAAUGCCGUCCUGUUGACCGCCGUCCUGUCCGCCGCGAACUCGGUUGUCUAUUCUGGCAGCCGUAUUGUCGUGGGUCUUGCAAAUGAGGGCCACGCCCCUCACUUCCUGACCAAGACCAAUAAGCAUGGUGUUCCCUACUACGCCGUCGCCUUCACGUCCGCAUUUGGCCUCCUGGCCUUCCUCAACCUCUCCCCGUCCGGGACUGACGCCUUCAACUGGUUCCUCAACAUCACCGCCGUGGCAGGGCUGAUCACCUGGGCGAGCAUCAACAUCUCCCACAUCCAGUUCCAGCGCGCUAUGAAGGCCCAAAACGUACCCCGCCACCUGCUGCCGUACCGGGCGCCGCUGCAGCCAUACCUGGCAUGGUACGGCCUGUUCUUCAACAUUCUGAUUGUGAUAACGCAGGGUUUCACGGCGUUCAUGCCUUGGAACACAGUCGACUUUUUCACGGCGUAUAUCAGUGUCAUCCUGUUUGUAGUGCUUUACGUCGGGUACAAGGCUGCAUUCCGUCCGGCGUUUGUGAAAGUGAGCGAGGCAGACUUGAACAAGGGGCGUCUACAGCCCGCGGAAGGAGUGGUCGUUGAGAAAUAACUGGGAAAUCGAAUGCCUGGUGUGGAACAAAGAUGUUUCACCCACAAUACAGUACAGCAAAAAAGUACCUAUCUAAUAUAAGAGAGCGAAUAUUGAUUUAAUCAUCAACACGCAGCCUCAGGUGUCGAGGAACAGCUUCCUGGUCAUUGUAAAUAUUCUAUGAUUCAUGAAAAUGUACCUAUACGAGCUACCCCUUCCUUGUCUUCCAA